AAAAAUCAUGGCUUGUAUUUUCAAAAUAAAAUCUCUCGAAAAUUCCUGAAUGUAAUAAAAAUAAACAUGUGGAUAAAUUCAUGAGCUUUAAAAAAAGGGCAUGAUUGAACGUUGAAUACCUAAAUUGUCUGUUGCACUCAAGUCAUGUUAACAGAGAGUAGAAAACGUCCAAGCCAAAAUAUUUAUGAUGGAGAUGCAUUUAAGAACUUGGAUCUCGAUAAAGACUACCAAAUGUUUUACAAAAUGGAAUUCAAUGAGGAGGAAGAUGAUCAAAUAGCUAGUCAAAUAGAGAAAUGUUUAUUUUGGGUAGCUAAGAAAAAAAACCUGGGCAUUGAACCGUCAAUAUGCAUAGAAAAAAGCAAAAAUGGUAUUGCAACACCUGUGCUAAAGCUUUUUAAACCUGUGGAACUUGGAAAGACUUCAAACUUCCCAAUUCCAAGUAUUUCAUGUAUAAAAGACUUAUUGUGGAAGCUGCGUCUUGAAUGGCAAUACAAGAAUCCGUCCAACUUUAAAGGAAAAUGGCUUCUUGGUCUACCGAACGCUCCUGAAGUUUAUCCUAAAUCCCCUGUACCGAUUUAUAUACCAUUUGACAUUGCAUGCACUGCAAACGGCUGCUCUGAACUUUGCUUUGCGGAUUUAAAAAGGGAAGAGAUAAUACGCUGUCCCAAGCAAAACCGUUGCAUAGUCAGUGCGUUGGAAAACUUGAAAAAGGACAGAAAACACACAAACCAAACUUCUGUCAAGAAAGACAAAUCAGUUUCGACAAAUGAAACUUUUCUCAAGACGAAAAUCAAAUCUCAAGAAAUACCUGCUGAAGAAGUGGUCAAAUGCAAAUACGAAGGAAGUGAGCAGUCAAUAGAAGAAGUCAGACUGUUUAAAAAGUCAAACCCAAAUGACAAGCUCAGUUUUGUCACAUUACCAAGAUUGAGCAUAUUCCCAGUUGAAAAUGGUAUAUCACAUACUCCAAAAAUUAAAGCCAAAAGGUUUUAUAAGAAAAAAAACAAAUCACUUAAGAAACUAUAGUUUAACAAGCUAUUGAAAAGAAUUUGACAAUCAUAGACUCUUUGACCUCUAAAUUAUUUCUCUGUUAAAAACCACCAGUAAAUAAAAAUUCUCCAAUAAAUAUUUUGCAAUUUAAAUGUACUUCUGUUUUAAAU
Molecule: messenger RNA, 1157 nt
Organism: Cimex lectularius (bed bug)
Lineage: Eukaryota; Metazoa; Arthropoda; Insecta; Hemiptera; Cimicidae
Exons: 2
Coding region: 145-1023 (292 amino acids)
Source: RefSeq, a predicted model, not a curated record